Pseudophryne corroboree (corroboree frog) is the source of this 927-nucleotide messenger RNA. RefSeq names its product olfactory receptor 11H4-like. The transcript has a single exon. Gene Ontology annotation, molecular function: G protein-coupled receptor activity; olfactory receptor activity. NCBI's taxonomy places the organism in Eukaryota, Metazoa, Chordata, Amphibia, Anura, Myobatrachidae. Gene Ontology annotation, biological process: G protein-coupled receptor signaling pathway. Gene Ontology annotation, cellular component: membrane. Bases 1 to 927 code for a protein of 308 amino acids. The record is from RefSeq and is a predicted model, not a curated record.
AUGAGUAAAAAUAACCACACAGUUACUGAAUUCUUACUACUGGGAUUCCCACAAAUUAAUGGCAUUAAUGCGGUGAUUGUAUUUCUAAUGAUACUGAUUGUUUACAUUAUGACGCUCAUUUUAAAUUCUAUGAUCAUCGUAUUGGUGUCAACCAGACCCCAAUUAUAUUCUCCCAUGUACUUCUUCCUCCAGCAAUUAUCAUUAAAUGAAAUUGUGUUCCUGACUGUUAUCAUCCCUAAUAUGCUACGUGUCAUAUGGUUGGAAGGAGCCACCAUCUCUGUCAUGGGUUGUAUAGCACAGUCUUAUCUUUAUGUUGCAAUUGGAUGUUCAGAAUGUCACCUCCUCGCAGUCAUGUCUUAUGACCGAUACCUGGCCAUAUGCAACCCUCUACGUUAUAGCACCAUCAUGACCAUCAACCUACAACAUUCCCUGGUCAUCUAUUGUUGGGUGUUUGGAUUUCUGCUCACCCAGAUUACACUUAAUUUUCUGUGUCAACUUCAAUUCUGUGGACCCAACAUCAUUGACCAUUUUUUCUGUGAUCUUGGUCCUUUUGUUGGACUUACAUGUUCUUACACUCAUGCCCUACAGUUAGAGAUUUUGAUUGUUGCCAUCCCUGUAAUGGUCAUCCCAUUUAUAUUUGUUGUCUUUAGUUAUAUUUGUGUAUUUACAACUAUUCUUGGGAUCACUUCUACAACAGGUAGAAAGAAAGCCUUCUCUACGUGCAGCUCCCACCUCAUCGUUGUAACCAUGUACUAUGGAACCUUGAUCACUAUUUACUUGGUUCCAGCUUCUGGAGACUCUCUGACUAUAAACAAGGUGAUUGCUCUUUUGUACAUUGUUGUAACACCACUGUUUAACCCAAUCAUAUACAGUUUGAGAAAUCAAGAGAUGAGAGUUAUCAUGGGGAAAUUACUCAGCAUUAAGUGA